Stylophora pistillata is the source of this 877-nucleotide messenger RNA. Its product is annotated as ATP-binding cassette sub-family C member 4. NCBI's taxonomy places the organism in Eukaryota, Metazoa, Cnidaria, Anthozoa, Scleractinia, Pocilloporidae. The record is from RefSeq and is a predicted model, not a curated record. Gene Ontology annotation, molecular function: ATP hydrolysis activity; ATP binding; ABC-type transporter activity. Gene Ontology annotation, biological process: transmembrane transport. Gene Ontology annotation, cellular component: membrane.
CAAAAAUUUUAACAUAAACAAUGGUACCAACUGCUGUCACCCAAAAUAUGUCAAGAAAAUUAAACGUUCAUAGAAAUCUGUAAAAAUGGAAAAAAUUUGGGUAAAGAAAACUCGAUGCUUUCCAAGCAUAAAGGUUAUUUAAUAAGGGAUAUCCUGAUUAUUUACCAUUUUGUUUUAAGUAUCGAUAAAGUCAAAAACGGCUGUACAAAAUACAGUGACUUACUGGUUUCUAGGUGUGUUUAUAAUUCUCAGAUGACAACUCGAUUCUGAAGUCUUGAAAAUACAUGCACAGACGUUUGAACUGCGUUGAACAGGCUAACAACGAAUGGGAACAUUUUCCAAAGCGAUGACAUCAAAAGGCGUUUACAGGAAAAUCUCCGGUGAUGACGAUGACGAAGUCAGUUUUACAUCUGCUCUUUUUUUUCGUUGGAUGAACGGAGUUCUUAAGCAGGGCAGUCAAAGACCUUUGAAACAAAAUGACUUUUUACCAUUGUCAGACGAGAACUCUAGCCGUUUUGUCACAGACAAGCUUCGGGCAAGCUGGGAAGGCAAGAAACAUCAUUGCAGGAUAAAUGGGAAAAGGCCCAGACUUUGGAAAAGCGUGUUUGAUAUGCUUUCUGUCAAAGAUGUCAUCAUCAUUUUGACGGGGAAUGUAUUGUAUACAACUUCUCGCCUUUUGUUUCCACUGUUUCUCGGGUAUCUUGUUUCUAUGCUUAUGUCAGCUAAGGCAGAAAAUACUUACCUGAUCUACGCCUGCGCAUUAGCUAUGUGUCUCAAUGGUUUGAUCGGUGGUCUUGGUAUGCACCAGCAAGACUACAGAUGUGAAGUGUUGGGGAUCAAAAUAGGCAGCGCCCUAAGGGGACUGGUGUACCACAAG